Molecule: messenger RNA, 625 nt
Organism: Drosophila obscura
Lineage: Eukaryota; Metazoa; Arthropoda; Insecta; Diptera; Drosophilidae
Exons: 1
Coding region: 1-390 (129 amino acids)
Source: RefSeq, a predicted model, not a curated record
AUGUUCUACUACUGCUGCUGCCGCCAGCAGUUUGUGGUGAUCCUCGUCUGCCUGCUCUACAUCCUCCUUGUGCUCGUGUUCUUUGUGAAUGUGUUUCUCGCCGAUCGGAAUAUGCACACGCAUCUCAUGAUGAAGAAUGCUGGACACCACGGACACGGAGGGCACGGUGGAGGAGGAGGAGCGGGUGCAGGUCCGCCUGUGGGAGGACACCACAAUCCCUACGACAUGCAUGGCUAUCCCCACUACAACAACUACCAUCCGCAAAUGGAUCCAAAGCAGCAGCAGCAGCAGGAGCUGCUACGCAAGACACCGCCCAAUCCGAACCAGCAGCAGCCCGAGCAGGACAUUUACUCGUAUUUCAAUCACGUAUUCAGGCGGCGACGUCGAUGAGGAGGAGGAUAAGUAGGACAGGAGUUGGAUGGACGAUGAAUCUAUCCAAAAUUUGUACCACAUUAAAUUAUUAUUAUUUCCAUAAAAUAUGAAUAUAUAUAUAAAUAUAUUUAUAUAUAUAUGAGUAUAUAUAGCCAAAAGCAGAUUGUGUAAAAAGUGAAGGGGAAAAAAUGAUGAGAAAACCAUUAGAAAACAAGAGACAGAGACAUGCAAUAAUAAAACCAAGCCAGAGCUA